Molecule: messenger RNA, 630 nt
Organism: Paraphaeosphaeria sporulosa
Lineage: Eukaryota; Fungi; Ascomycota; Dothideomycetes; Pleosporales; Didymosphaeriaceae
Exons: 2
Coding region: 322-555 (77 amino acids)
Source: RefSeq, a predicted model, not a curated record
CAAAUGCUAAACUGCGGGGCAGCUUGCAUGAACCCGACUGUGCUGCCGUGAGGCCUUGAACCUCCGUCGCGCGAGGCUCGAGUCCUCGACGUCCAGGGCUUGACGUAGGCGGUUGGGUAGCACUAGGCCUGGCCAAAUCUUCUGCCGCCGCUCCCUAUUUCUCAGCCGUUGUCGGUCGAUCUGCCACCCUCGGGACAAGGGUGCGGCACUGACUAAGGGCACGGCACCAGGGCACGACGCAGCGCGCCCGGGAUGAGCAACGUUUGACGUCGAGGCCUGCAGCCGUUCACAAACGCUCCAGCAGCCUAAUUCGACCGCGGCAUGGUGGCACUCGGCCGGUGGCACCUGUGCUCCUGGUCAGUGUCUCGCGACGACACAUCCCCGCCACCGUCGCCUUUGUCUGCUCCGCCGAUCCUAGUUCAACCUCGCCCAUCGUCGCCAGUCCAGGAAGCUCCUGACAAGCCCGCGGGCUGUCGAAUUCGCCGUGUCCGCUACCCAACGCUCCCCGAAGUAUUCCCCGUGCGGGUCGGUGACACAGCUGCGAAGGUUUAUUAAGAGAUCCUUGUCCUUAAAAUUCAAAAUUCCAUCUAAAAUCCCCCUAAACAGACCCGCCUUGGCCUCCCAUUGGUC